Messenger RNA from Closterium sp. Yama58-4, 4473 nucleotides. Lineage: Eukaryota; Viridiplantae; Streptophyta; Zygnematophyceae; Desmidiales; Closteriaceae. The record is from the annotation of a GenBank genome assembly.
AUGGCUAGUCCCAAUGUUCUUACCUUCGAUGCUGAGGGUCGUGCGAUAGACUUUGAGGUCUGGCUCGAUGAUCUGCAGCUUUUCCUACAGUGUGAUAGCAAAGACGGUCUCUCACUGUUCGAUCUCACGUCUGGCGCCACUACUGCCCCUGCUGCCGAUGCUGACAGUACUGUUCGCUCACAGUGGACCACACGCGAUGCUGCUGCCCGUCUUGCUGUGCGUAGUCACCUGCCGUCCACUGAGCGCGCGCACUUUAGUCAGUACAAGAGUGCUAAGACCUUGUACGACGCUGUCGUUGCGCGCUACUCCUCCCCUGCCACUGCUGCCCUUAGUCGCCUCAUGCUGCCGUACCUUUUCCCUGACCUCGCCGCCUUUGCUACAGUCGCUGACCUCAUUACGCACCUCCGCACUAGUGACACCCGCUACCGCGCUGCGCUUCCUGCUGACUCCUGUGCCCAGAAUCCCCCCCCCAUGUACAUCACCCUCUACUACCUAGUCACCCGGCUCCCUGACUCCCUUCGCUCGGUCAGGGAUCACUUCCUCUCUCUCUGCCCCACCACACUCAUCGUUGACCUCCUCGAGGAGCGCCUCCUUGCAGCUGAGAAGAGCAUAGUCGCUGUAGGAGCCUCUCGUGGUGACCCUCGUGCCCCUUUCUUUGAGGGGUGCUCCCCCGUUCCCCUUUUGCCCUCUGUUGCCUCUGCUGCUGCUGUCGACCUCGUUGGCACGAGUCGGUCGGCGCUGCGUCUGCCCCUAGCGGGAGGCGCCGCAACAGCAAGGGCAAGGGAGGCAAGGGUGCUGGAGGAGCUGGCGGGGGUGGUGGUGGUGGCGGUGGAGGCGGCGGAGGGGGUGGGGGUGGAGGUGGGAGUGGUGGCGGAGGUGGGGGCUCUGGUGGCAGCGGUGGAGGCGGAGGCAGCGGCGGCGGCGGCGGUGGGAGUGGAGGAGGUGGCGGUGGCGGCGGUGGCGCUGGUCGGGGAGGCUCUGUGCAGCGGGGAGGCUUCGGUGGUGGCCAGCGUCAGCAGCAGCAGCGCUCUCGUGAGACCCCGCCACCCCAGCAGCUUCGUGAGUGACGCCUGGAGUCUCCAGGUCCCUGACGCCACUGAGAUCCCUCGCUGGGGUGAUCUGCUUAGGUCGGGGGUUGCUAUCUUUGAUCUUGACUAUGAUGCUAUUCUUGCUGCCAUGUAUGUUGUGUCUGCUAGUGAUGAGGGUGACUGUUACCUGUGUGUUCCGCCUGACCCGGGCAUUGCGGCUGCUGCUCUAGGUGCUAGUGAGUCUGCUGCUCCAGGUGCUAGUGAGUCUGCUGCUCCAGGUGCUAGUGAGUCUGCUCUCUCAGGUACCACGUCUGCUCAGGCGUUGCACACUUUCACCCUUGACUCGGGUGCUUCCCGCUCCUUCUUUCGAGACAACACCACCCUCACGCCGCUCAGUCGGCCGGUUGCGGUCUCCCUGGCAGACCCCUCUGGGGGUCCUGUCCUUGCCCACUACUCCACUGUGCUACCGUGUCCAGCGGCCCCGUCUGGCUCCCUGUCAGGUCUUUACCUCCCCUCGUUCUCCACGAACUUGGUGAGUGGUGCUGACCUACAGGAUGGGGGGGUUGACCAGUUCACUCCUGCGAGUCAGCGGGUGACCCACUGCACGUGUGCUCGGACGGGCCGACACUUGGCCACGUUUACCCGUCAGCCGGGGUCGAGCCUGUACACACUGACUACCGAGUCUCCUCCGGUUGCUGUGCCUGGUCAGGUAGCUGCGUCGGGUCAGGUGUUUGCUGCAGCGUCUCGGUCUGGUCCUGAGUCUGCCCCCUGCUCGUGUCGCCUCCUGUCCCACCAGACUCUUCUCUGGCACCACCGCCUUGGUCACCCCUCCCUGCCUCGUCUCCGAGGCAUGGCCUCUCGUGUCCUUGUCUCUGGUCUCCCCCGGUCUCUCCCUCCCCUCCCUCCGGGGCCUGCCCCUACCUGCGUUCCCUGCGUCGAGGGGCGGCAGCGCGCCGCUCCUCACUCCUCCGAGUUUCCGCCGACAGAGGCUCCGCUGCAGACUCUUCACAUGGACGUGUGGGGCCCAGCCCGCAUCCGUGGACAGGGUCACGAGCGUUACUUCCUGCUGGUGGUUGACGACUACUCGCGUUACACCACGGUCUUCCCCUUGCGCAACAAGGGUGAGGUUAUUGCGGUGUUGAUCGACUGGAUCCGCGCUGCUCGUCUCCAGCUCAGGAAGAGUUUCGGCUCGGACUUUCCUGUUCUGCGUCUGCACUCCGACAGAGGUGGAGAGUUUUCCUCCGACCUUCUGCGAGCCUUCUGUCGUGCGAGGGGCAUCCGCCAGACGUUCACGCUUCCGGCCUCUCCGCAGCAAAAUGGGAUUGCUGAGCGCCGCAUUGGCAUGGUCAUGGACGUCGCUCGUACGUCCAUGAUACAUGCGCCUGCUCCCCAUUUUCUGUGGCUGUUUGCGGUUCAGUACGCGGCGCAUCAGAUCAACCUUCAGCCCCGGGUCUCCAUGCCAGAGACCCCCCCCACUCUGCGGUGGACGGGGAAGGUUGGCGAUGCGUCUGCGUUCCGUGUCUGGGGAUCUCGGGCUUUUGUCCGAGACUUGUCUGCGGACAAGCUGUCCUCCCGUGCUGUUCCCUGCGUCUUCCUUGGCUUCCCCCCUGACGCGCCUGGUUGGCAGUUUUACCACCCCACCUCGCGCCGUGUUCUGUCCUCCCAGGACGUCACGUUUGACGAGUCGGUUCCGUACUACCGUCUCUUCCCCUACCGCGCUGCCCCCCUCCCCCCCCCCGCCGCUCUUUCUCGCUCCAGGUCCCCCCCCGGUAGACCCCCUCCCCCCUCAGGGUCCUGCUCCUUCAGGUGUGUCUCAGCUGAGGGGGGUGACGUUGCUGCUGACGCCCCGGCGGCCUACCGCCGCACACCACGCUUGGAGACCCCUCCGGGUUUCCCGCCGCGACCUUCUUCGCCGCCUCUGCAGCCGGUUACUGUUGACUCUGGUGCUGCUGGGGGUGGUGCUACUCGGGGUGCUGCGUCUGGGGGUGCUGAGUCUAGGGGUGCUGAGCCUGAGCGUGAGGAGACUGGAGCCGCCUUCGUCUGCGUGUGCCUCUCACCUCACAGUAGUUGCGCGACUGGUACGGUCGCCGACAGGGUCGUGCUGCUGGAGCCCGGGGCUCUGCUGCUGGAGGUACUUCUGCUGACGUCCCUGGAGCUGGGAGUGGUGCUGGUACUUUGUCUACUGGAGGUGCUGGAGUCGCUGGUCCCGGAGGUGCUUUUACUGGAGGUACUGGAGCUGCUGGGGCUGGGGGUGCAGCUGUUGGAGACACUGAGGCUGGAGACCUUGGGACUGGAGGUGCUGGUUCUGGUGGUGCUGCUGCUGGAGACACUGAGGUUGGAGACCCUGGGACUGGAGGUGCCGGUUCUGGGGCUGGAGGUUCUGGAGCUGCUGGAGGUUCUGGAGCUGCUGGGGCUGGUGCAGCUGCGCCGACAUGACUGUUCUUCGCUCCGCCAUCUCCGUCGUCUCUGCCGCCGCCUGACUCUGUUCUUCGUCAGGUUCUUACUCUCCCGUCGUCUACUGGUCUUCCGUUACAGCCUGUCUAACCGCUGCCUGCUCCUUCUCCUUACACUGAGCAGACAGGUAGUCUUGCUGAGCGUCCCUGUUCCUCUGCCGUCUCCCCCUGCGUCCUCUCUGCCUGCCGUUCCGGACCCUGAGUCUGACAGGUUUCGUGCUGAGCACCUUGCUGUCACGUGUCUGUUAACCACUGUUGUCUCUGACCCGUCAUUUGAGUCUACUCCUGCGUCUGCCUUGGUUGCUGAGCUUGUUGACUUUGCUGCUGCCUAUCGUCUAGACUACGCCGCUAGUCUUGUUGCUGAGUCUGAGUCUGUCUGUCCUCCGUCCGUCGGGGGUGAGUGUGCUCUUAGCACGGACGUCCUUGAGGACAGGCAGGAGGAGUUCCAGUGUUUUGCUGCUGCUUUACCUCAUCUCGUGUCCAUGCUGGUUGCCCCUGAGGGAGACCCGGAUGCACCAGACAUCCCGACUCCGCGCUCUUACGCGGAGGCGAUAGAGGGUCCCUACUCCUCUCAGUGGCAGUCAGCCAUGGACGCAGAGAUGGCUUCCUGGAAGUCCACAGGCACCUACGUCGACGAGGUUCCCCCACCUGGGGCGAACAUCGUCAGUGGCAUGUGGAUUUUCAGGGUGAAGCGGCCGCCGGGUUCUCCGCCUGUCUUCAAGGCGUGUUACGUGGCUCGAGGCUUCAGUCAGCGGCAGGGAGUUGACUACUUUCAUACCUUCUCUCCCACCCCGAAGAUGACCACUCUUCGGGUGCUGCUGCACGUUGCCGCUCACCGUGACUACGAGCUUCACUCGCUUGACUUCAGCACAGCUUUCCUACAGGGCAGCCUGCACGAGGAGAUCUGGCUGCGCCGCCCACCUGGCUUCACUGGGUCAUUUCCUCCUGGUACCCAGUGGAGCCUCCGGCGGCCAGUCUACGGUCUCCGCUAG